Pyrenophora tritici-repentis Pt-1C-BFP is the source of this 4875-nucleotide messenger RNA. Its product is annotated as CcmA, ABC-type multidrug transport system, ATPase component. Lineage: Eukaryota; Fungi; Ascomycota; Dothideomycetes; Pleosporales; Pleosporaceae. The record is from RefSeq and is a predicted model, not a curated record. Gene Ontology annotation, molecular function: ATP hydrolysis activity; ATP binding; ABC-type transporter activity. Gene Ontology annotation, biological process: transmembrane transport. Gene Ontology annotation, cellular component: membrane.
AUGAGUGCCGGCAACUUUGCCUCCCCAGAGAUAGUCAAAACGCCACAGCACAACGGCAGCGAUCAUCAUACAGACACAGAAUCAGGUGCAUCGACAAUUGCAGCUGUGGAAGGUACACCAAGGGAACACCAUCUCGACGACCGCAAAGAUGGGUCAUACAAUACCUCUGAAGCCGACGAGAUCGCCGAAAUUGCAAGGCGGGAAGAGGCCGUCCACCAACUCGCACGACGGUUGACGUCACAAAGUCAGCAAUCCUCAGGAAAUCAGAAUCCGUUUAAUGCGGCCCUCAAUUCGGCUCUAGAUCCUCAUGGGGAGAACUUUAACGCUCGUGCCUGGACCAGGGCCAUGCUUAACCUGCAGAUGAACGACGAGAACGCCGCUCCCCCUCGAACAGCUGGUGUUUGUUUCCAUGACUUGAAUGUCUACGGGUUCGGUACCGACACAGAUUACCAGAAGACUGUUGGCAAUAUUUGGCUGGACGUAGUCGGCAUGGUCAAGUCGUUCACUGGUGACAAAGGCCGCAAGAUCGACAUCUUGCAGAAAUGCGAUGGGCUGGUUGAAUCUGGCGAGAUGUUGGUCGUUCUUGGACCGCCCGGAUCUGGUUGUUCGACCUUUUUGAAGACCAUCACGGGAGAGACGCAUGGUUUCUUCAUCGAUGAAAAUUCGGCGAUCAACUACCAAGGCAUCAGUCCGGAGCUCAUGCACCACAACUACCGUGGUGAAGCCAUCUACACAGCUGAAGUCGAUGUCCAUUUCCCGGCCAUGACGGUUGGAGAAACUCUCUACUUCGCUGCUCUGGCUCGCCGGCCACGAAUCAUUCCAGGCGGUGUCACCAAGGAGCAGUACGCUGCACACCAGCGCGAUGUCAUCAUGGCCCUGUUCGGAAUAUCUCACACUAUCAAUACUCGUGUGGGUAACGACUUCAUCCGCGGUGUCUCUGGUGGAGAGCGUAAGCGUGUUACUAUUGCCGAAGCCUCUCUUAGCAGAGCACCACUACAAGCAUGGGACAACUCUACGCGUGGUCUGGACUCUGCAAACGCCAUCGAGUUUUGCAAAACUCUCCGAAUGGAAACGGAAAUUAACGGCACCACUGCCUGUGUCGCAAUUUACCAGGCACCCCAAGGAGCCUAUGAUCUCUUCGAUAAGGUCCUUGUGCUCUAUGAAGGUCGUCAGAUAUACUUUGGCAAGACGUCCGAGGCUAAGAGCUACUUUGUCAACAUGGGCUUCGAAUGCCCCAGUCGCCAGACUGACGCCGACUUUUUGACGUCCAUGACUAGUGCUUUGGAGCGUGUCGUUCGACCUGGCUUCGAGGACCGCGUUCCUCGCACGCCAGAUGAGUUCGCAAAGCGAUGGUUGGAGUCUGCCGACCGAGCUGCUCUGCUACAAGACAUUGCAGCCUAUGAGCAAAAGUACCCUAUCGGUGGCGAGGCCUCUGAGCGCUUCAAGGAGUCCCGAAAUCUACAGAAGGCGAAGGGCAUGCGCGAGAAGUCGCCAUAUACCCUUUCAUACGCACAACAAAUCACUCUCUGCCUGUGGCGAAGCUUCGUCCGUUUGAAGGCUGACCCAAGCAUUACUAUCAUCCAGCUCGUAUUCAACAUGAUCAUGGCUCUCAUCAUCGCUUCCGUCUUUUACAACCUCCAGGAGACCACAAUAAGUUUCUUCUCCCGAUCCGCCCUACUGUUUUUCGCCAUCCUGAUGAACGCCUUCGGUUCCGCCCUCGAGAUCCUGACACUCUAUGCCCAACGAUCCAUCGUGGAGAAACACUCACGCUAUGCACUGUACCACCCGUCAGCCGAAGCCUUUGCUAGUAUGCUGAUGGAUAUGCCUUAUAAGAUUUGCAACGCUUUGUCCUUCAAUAUGGUCUUGUACUUUAUGACGAACCUACGACGAGAGCCCGGAAACUUCUUCUUCUUCGUCUUACUCUCAUUUACGCUCACGCUUACCAUGUCCAUGCUGUUUCGAUCCAUGGCCGCCUUGUCCCGCUCUCUUGUACAAGCCCUGGCGCCUGCCGGUAUCCUUAUGCUGGGUCUCGUCAUGUACACUGGUUUUGCCAUACCUCCCAGCUACAUGUUGGGAUGGUCCAAGUGGAUGCGCUGGAUCAACCCCGUCGCCUAUGGUUUCGAAUCGCUCAUGGUCAACGAGUUUUCCGGCCGGCAAUUCCGCUGCAACACCUUUGUUCCUUCUGGUCCUGGAUUCGAGAGUAUCACUGGUCUUGGGCGCGCUUGUAAUGCUAUUGGAUCUGUUCCCGGACAGCCCUAUGUUUCGGGAGAUGCCUACAUCAACUCUUCCUUCAACUACCACGCAAAGAACAAGUGGCGCAACUUCGGCCUACUCUGGGUUUUCAUGUUCGGUUUGAUGCUUGUGUACCUCACUGGUACUGAAUACAUCACUGCAAAGAAGUCCAAGGGUGAAGUUCUUGUGUUCCGUCGUGGUCACAAGCUUUCCGCAUCCAAGAGCAAGCCCCAAGAUGAUCUAGAGGCAGCUCCUGCUGGACGCAACGUUGUUGCACAGAACAGUUCAGACGAAAUCGCCAUCAUUGACCGCCAGACCGCCAUAUUCCAAUGGGAGAAUGUAUGCUAUGAUAUCAAGAUCAAGAACGAGCAUCGUCGCAUCCUUGACCAUGUCGAUGGAUGGGUCAAGCCGGGUACGUUGACUGCGCUUAUGGGUGUAUCCGGUGCUGGAAAAACGACUCUUCUGGAUUGCUUGGCUACGCGGACGACCAUGGGUGUCAUUACCGGUGAGAUGUUGGUUGAUGGCAAGCCCCGUGAUGGUUCUUUCCAGCGCAAGACAGGUUACGCCCAACAACAAGAUCUUCAUCUCAGCACUACGACCGUUCGUGAGGCCCUGAUCUUCUCAGCCGUACUCCGCCAACCAGCACACGUCCCUCGUCAAGAGAAACUCGAUUACGUAGAUGAAGUUAUCAAGCUUUUGGAAAUGGAAGAGUAUGCCGAUGCUGUUGUUGGUGUACCUGGUGAAGGCCUCAACGUUGAACAGCGAAAGCGUCUUACCAUUGGUGUUGAGUUGGCCGCUAAGCCUGCUCUUCUUCUCUUCUUGGAUGAACCUACAUCUGGACUCGAUUCGCAGACAUCUUGGGCUAUUCUAGAUCUCCUCGACAAGUUGAAGAAAAAUGGCCAAGCUAUCCUUUGCACCAUCCAUCAGCCUAGCUCCAUGUUGUUCCAGCGCUUCGACCGUCUUCUCUUCCUGGCCAAGGGUGGACGCACUGUCUACUACGGAGAUGUUGGCGAGAACUCGCAAAUUCUAGUAGACUACUUUGUGCGCAAUGGAGGUCCUCCUUGCCCCCCCUCCGCAAAUCCCGCUGAGUGGAUGUUGGAAGUCAUUGGUGCUGCUCCCGGAUCGCACACAGAAAUCGAUUGGCCUCAAGUAUGGCGCGACUCACCUGAGAAGGCUGAGGUCAAGCGUCAUCUCGCUGAACUCAAGAAUACACUCAGGCAGACGAAAUCUCUGGAGCGUACCGUGUCUAACCAGGAACGCGACAAAGCCGCCUACCGAGAGUUUGCAGCACCCUUUUUGGUGCAAAUGCGAGAGACAUUGGUCCGUGUCUUCCAGCAAUAUUGGCGAACUCCGACGUACCUCUACUCCAAGUUGUUCCUUUGUGGGGUCUCAGCCGCCUAUAUUGGGUUUUCGCUCUUCCAAAUGCCCAACACGCAAACGGGCAUGCAGAAUCAGAUGUUCGGUAUAUUCAUGUUGUUGACCAUCUUUGGUCAAAUGCUCCAACAAAUGAUGCCUCAUUUCGUUACACAGCGAGCCUUGUACGAAGUUCGUGAGCGACCUAGUAAGGCCUACUCUUGGAAGGCUUUUAUGCUUUCCAACAUCAUCGUUGAGAUUCCCUGGAACGCUCUCAUGGCUGUUGUCAUCUACUUCUGCUGGUACUACCCGAUCGGCCUCUACAAAAACGCCCAGCCCACCGACGAAGUCGCCUACCGUGGUUUCCAAUUCUUCCUGAUGGUGCUGAUGUUCCUGCUCUUCACCUCGACAUUCUCGUCCAUGGUCAUCGCUGGUAUGGAAACGGCCGAGGCUGGCGGUAACAUUGCGCAAUUGGUCUUUUCGCUUUGCCUCAUCUUCUGCGGCGUACUGGCUCAACCUGGAACUUUCCCCAAAUUCUGGAUCUUCAUGUACCGUGUUUCGCCUUUCACGUACAUGGUCUCUGGCUUACUGUCGUCCGGUCUGGCCAACAACGUUGUCAAUUGCGCACAGAAUGAGCUUAUCCGCUUCGAACCACCCCAAGGCACCACUUGCGGCGAUUAUAUGUCGCCUUACAUCGCUACCAAUGGAGGCAAGCUAUCCAACCCCAACGCCACGAACGACUGCAGAUUUUGCACCAUCGCAACCACCAACAAGUUCCUGGCAAAUAUCUCAUCAAGCUAUUCUGAUUAUUGGCGCAACUUUGGUAUCCUCUGGGUAUAUGUUGUCUUCAAUAUCAUCAUGGCUCUGGUGCUCUACUGGCUCGUCCGCAUGCCCAAGCCCAAGAAGGAGGAGGAGACGCCUGUCGGAAACGGUGCGGGCGAACUCGACGGACCCUCGCACUCUGCUUCUGGGGCACAGGCGGAGAAGAAUGACAAUGAUCCUGCUCGUUACGCUUCCAUCACCGGCACCCACACACCAGUUUCCAAGGAGCUAACGGAGAAGUUGUGAGCGAUGGCUCCUCUUUGAUCUUUGAUUUUAUAGCGAUUUACGUUUUGUUUUCUUCUUAUCGCCUCGCUCCAUCUGCUAUCAGGCAUUUGGCUGUUUGAUUUAAUGAUUUGCAUCAAGACGAUAGAUCUUUAUCACUUGCACUCGUACGCUCAAAUAUCGAGCUACCUCCUUAUGAAGCUACAAAAAGCUGCUAGAAUGUAUAACUUACGACUCCUCAAAUCA